AUGGCCGCUUCAGGUGCGUGGAGCCUGCAGCUCCUGACAGUCCUUGCCAUCCUGUUACAGGUGCGGGCUGAUGUUGCCUUUGUGUCAGUCCCUGGGGCAGCCGUCCAGAAGAAGGAAGUACGCUCUGUGCGGCAACUAGCAGAUUUCCAAGCUUCGGCGGGCACAGGGUGGUCUGGCAGCGCUUGCGCCACGCUUGCCUCUGCCGGCAUUGCCGUGACUCUGGCCCUGUGGCGUCGAUCCAAUCGUGACGCGUCUCUAGUCACAGCCGGAUAUGCCCCGGCCAAGAAUAGGUUCGAGCGUAAGUGGUGGUACGUUGAGGAAACGCGGGACCCCACGACUCUGCCGGUCUGGCAGCGUGACUACCGUUUCGGUUUCCAGGUGCUCAGACGAAGCAUGGUUGAGGCGCGCAAGAAAGGUGAGAAAAUCUUCUGGGACGUGCGCGUUCUGCAUGUUGAGGAGAAAGGUUGCAGGGUUGAGAUGCUCAACUCUGGUCUCCUUGGCUGGAUGCCACGAGGCCAAGAAGGCCAAGCUUCCUUCGAGGACCGACCCAACGUGGGGGACGAAUUGAAGGUGGAAUGCCUGGCCUGCCCGAUGCAGCGCGUGAACAAAGAGCAGAAGUACAGCCCUUGGCCAAACCUCUACCGACGCCCCCACAAGGCGCAGCCUAUCUUCUCCCACUACAUGUGGCUGGAGAAGCAGAGGGCCAUUGCCAAAGCCCAGGAGCUCGAGGCUGGUAUGAUCAUCGAUGCCGUCGUCCACGCGCACUGCCCAAAAGGGCUGGUCAUGACGCUUGAUGGUCCAGAAAAGCCAAAGGGAAUGCUGGACAUGGUGGACAUCUCUCGCAAGAAAUCCGCGCACAAGUGGGUUGACAAGAUGUUCCCCAUUGGCACGAAGAUGAAAUGCUACGUUGUCCACGCUGACAAGAGGAGUGGUCGCAUCACCCUGUCGACGAAAGAGUUCGAAGAUGACUAUCACGUGGGAUGGAUGCUGAGUUUCCCAGAGCGAUGCUUCGAAAUGGCUGAGGAGGCUGUACAGAGGUAUCACCGCAAGAGGAGCGCCUACAUUGCGUGGCUGCAGCGGUGA
Messenger RNA from Symbiodinium pilosum, 1083 nucleotides. The record is from the annotation of a GenBank genome assembly. Lineage: Eukaryota; Dinophyceae; Suessiales; Symbiodiniaceae.